This is a messenger RNA of Dentiscutata erythropus, 211 nucleotides long. NCBI's taxonomy places the organism in Eukaryota, Fungi, Glomeromycota, Glomeromycetes, Diversisporales, Gigasporaceae. The record is from the annotation of a GenBank genome assembly.
AUGAAAUCAUACGAAACUGUUAAUAAAAGUCUUUCAAACUUUGAUUUAGAAUUAGUCGAAAUGAAAAAAUACAUAUCCUUUGAUAAUAGUGCUGAAUGUUCUGCUCAAGCAUCACUCAAGAAUUAUAAUGAUGGUGAAGUACUAGCUGAACGAUUUAAUCCCGAUUCUGAAGAAGUACCGGCUAAACGAUUUAAUUCUGAUUCUGAAGAAU